Messenger RNA from Spirodela intermedia, 438 nucleotides. The record is from the annotation of a GenBank genome assembly. Lineage: Eukaryota; Viridiplantae; Streptophyta; Magnoliopsida; Alismatales; Araceae.
AUGGGUCGAGUGCGCACGAAGACGGUGAAGAAGUCGUCGCGGCAGGUCAUCGAGCGGUACUAUUCGCGGAUGACCCUCGACUUCCACACUAACAAGAAGAUCCUGGAGGAGGUGGCCAUCAUCCCCUCCAAGCGCCUCCGCAACAAGAUCGCCGGCUUCUCCACCCACCUGAUGAAGCGCAUCCAGCGUGGGCCCGUGAGGGGCAUCUCGCUCAAGUUGCAGGAGGAGGAGAGGGAGCGCCGCAUGGACUUCGUCCCGGAAGUGUCCGCCAUCAAGACGGACGGCAUUGAGGUCGACAAGGAAACCAUCGAGAUGCUCGCCGCUCUCGGCAUGGCCGAUCUCCCUGGCGUCGUCAAGCAGGCGGAGUCCUCCUUCGCCGCCGGUGGCCCUGGCGGUUUCGGCGGCCACGGCGGGCUGGGGGGAAGGGGAAGGUACUAG